Laetiporus sulphureus 93-53 is the source of this 1869-nucleotide messenger RNA. RefSeq lists its product as uncharacterized. The coding region runs from base 1 to 1869 and encodes 622 amino acids. Lineage: Eukaryota; Fungi; Basidiomycota; Agaricomycetes; Polyporales; Laetiporaceae. The transcript is spliced from 2 exons. The record is from RefSeq and is a predicted model, not a curated record.
AUGCUGCAUCAUGCAACCCGUUCCGCAACCCCUCUUGUCGGCGCAUUCACAACCAUUCUCGAGGCUGCAGCACGUCGAGCGUGGGUCAGGACAAAGCCUGGCCGUGCAUACCCAGGAGGCACUGCACGGGCACAGUCCUCGGUAGUGGAGCCGCGUACUCGUGACGAUGACAACCGCCCUGCAGCGGAAGGGAGAAAACAGCGGGUUCCUAGAUAUUCGAGAAGCUUCCUCAGCCAGCUACCUAUUCCGAAAGAUACCCCGGAAGGAUCUGUAACAUAUGGUGGUUGCUCAUCCCUUCAUCCUGAGAUGCAUUCCCCAACGACUACACCGAUUGCUCGGGUGCUGUCCCUUCCCGAAGCUUAUUCCGCCUUUCUUGAGGUUGAUGAUGCACGGUCGUCCGCACUAUGUCCGCAUGAGCGUACCUGUUGCGUUCAGGACGCACCUGUAAGAGCAAGGUCACCCGGGGCAAAGCGCGCGCUGCUGACGUAUAUCAGUCCGGAGUGUCUCUCAGAUGACGAUUUCACUGCCAUCGAUCCAGGCCUCGAUCCCUUCCCGGACGCAACGACCGAUCCCCCUUGGCAAGAAGUACUCGCUUCCCUGCCUGAAUCGAUUUCUGCGUCACUCACCGUACACUACGGGCCAUAUGAACCUCCCUUGCCGGCUCGGCGCCCCAACCCGCGGUCUGCGACCGGUCUAUAUCGGAAUCUACUGUUCUUCCGAAUCUCAAGGCCCACACUCUCACUCGAAACUUUGAUUGACUACCACGGAGCUUUCAGAGAGUAUCAAACGACUCGUUCAUUUAACCUCUUGAUCACGCUUGCGUUACGUCUGGUGCGAUAUGGAACAGCGAGGGCGUUGUUCAGGGACAUGCAGGCUCGAGGGACACCGCCAGAUUCAUUCACCCGUCAGCUCCGAGUGCGUCUGUUGUUGAGGGACGGGACUGGAUGGCAUACGGCCUGGAGGGAGCAAUUCAUGCACGCUCAAGAUGAAAAUCGUGGUAUGCCUCUGUCGGUGUGGCUCGAGUUCUUUGCGGUGGAGCAUAACUAUUCACUGCGACGGUGGCGGCAUUCUACCACUCAACCCUCGGAGCGGGAGCUGGCUGUCGUGCCCCCAGUCGAGUUCAAGACGUUGGAGAAGAGACAUCAGAUUCUCAUGCAAAACCUACCUACAAUCGCCGACAAUCAUUGGACCCGGAUUCCUUCUCGUGCCAUUCGACAAAUUGUACGAAUCCUGAUACUCACGAACCAUCGAGAGCACGCUAUUACGAUAACUUCUUUUCUGUUCCGACUGCUUCCUGAGAAGCUGCCCCCACGAUGGAAUCAGGCUUGUCUCGACAUCGUCCACUUGCACAUGCUCCCUGGCCCACGACGCGGCUUGCCACAUUACAAUUUCGCGAGGAAGCUGUUCUUCAAGCUCAUUCGAUUACGUCCGGACCUGCAGCCGAGCGCGACCACACUCUUUUUGCUGAUGCAGCACCUCAAACGAUCCACAAACGGAAUAGCUAUGGCUCAGCCGCUCGUCUACCAUUUCGUGGCCCGAUGGGGGCAUCGAGUCGUGGACGACAAAGUCCGCCGACUACUUGCUUCUCUCGCUAUCAAAGGAGGCGAUCUCCGCGUGGCUGAUGCCGUAGAUCGCUCCCAGAAAGCUGUCGAGGAAGCGCGUCAAAAGCGUGCGGCCGAGCAGAGCCUGAAGAACGAACACCAGCAUGACAAUCUUUCGGGCAAGCGAGCCUUCUCGGCUGCGCUCGCGUUUUCUCGAAGGGGUGAGGAGGGGUGGCAGUGGCGGCUCUUGCGGAGGCGCUUAUGGCAAGCCAUGCAGAAACGGCGUUCUCGGGGCCCUGUAGACGUCGCGGAUGGCGGCAUCGGGUAA